UCAUCGGUCAUCAAUAACGCGGUGAUAUCAUGAAAUGUAUAGUAAUUACGUAUUUAGUAAUUUGCUAAAUUUAUUUUACCUUCCGGCAAAAAUACGUGAAUGUCAAUGUUAUUUAAAACGGGUAUACGUUUAGAAUAAUUAAACAGUCAAGUUGUAUAACUUCUUAAGUAGCGAAACACGAUAAGGCGAAACUUUCUCCCUCAUUCAUUGGAUAGUCGAGUUGUUGUGUGCAGUGUAAACGCAUUCAUUCGAAAUGGAAAUUAAAUUCGUACAAUGUCUGAUACUACUCCCGUUCGUGUGGGCGGUACCCCCAGAACCGGAGCUGGAUCUACCCCCCAGGCCCUACGCCUUUGGUUACGCGGCAGGAAGAUUCGCCGGUCACAUCGAUCGGACCCAUUCCGAAAUUAGCACCGGAGAUGGCGUCGUUAAAGGUACCUACUCGUACGUCGACCCGCGCCACCAAAUACGCACGGUCGACUACAUCGCCGAUAAGCAGGGCUUUCGCGCCGUUUUAAACCACAGCCCGCUUCCGCUUCCCGUGGACUCGCCCGUCGUCGCCGCGGCGAAGGAGCGACAUCUGCAGCAGUACAACGCAAUCGCGCACUCGCAUCAGGCGCCUCCUGGCUAUCUCGUAGUGCCGGCCGACUCUGCCGCCGUGCACCACGCCAAGGUGAAGCACUUGAGUUUGUACGAGCAGAUCGCGGCCGAACAUGCACGAAUCGCCCACGAACGUGGGGCUUUCGAGGCGGAGACGGCAGAUCCGCAUGUUGUAUAAUGUUCUGAUAAUGUCGACGUAAUUUUAGUGUAUGUCAAUAAAUGAUAUUUAAAUUGGA
This is a messenger RNA of Photinus pyralis (common eastern firefly), 833 nucleotides long. Its product is annotated as cuticle protein 7-like. The record is from RefSeq and is a predicted model, not a curated record. Lineage: Eukaryota; Metazoa; Arthropoda; Insecta; Coleoptera; Lampyridae. The transcript is spliced from 3 exons. Bases 254 to 775 code for a protein of 173 amino acids. Gene Ontology annotation, molecular function: structural constituent of chitin-based larval cuticle. Gene Ontology annotation, cellular component: chitin-based extracellular matrix.